Messenger RNA from Phanerochaete carnosa HHB-10118-sp, 563 nucleotides. RefSeq lists its product as uncharacterized. The record is from RefSeq and is a predicted model, not a curated record. The transcript has a single exon. The annotation marks the transcript as partial. NCBI's taxonomy places the organism in Eukaryota, Fungi, Basidiomycota, Agaricomycetes, Polyporales, Phanerochaetaceae.
UAUGGGAGCAAAGCCCUGGCUUCACCAUGUCCAUGGGCUUUCAUCCCGACUCCAGAAGACGAGAUUCAGCUGUACCGUCGUAAACCGCGCAGGCGAUCCGGCAACAACGUCCGGCUGUUGGGCGCCAUUCGAGUCAAUACCCACUGUCACUCCAUCCUACGUCCGACUUUCCGAACUCACUCUUUGCGAUGUUGUAUUCACGAACAAGACCGAGCUCAUACGGCUCGUCCACAAUUUCCCCACGCUCUCCGAUUGCUAUUUCGAGCGACUCACCUUCCUUGACCCGUCGCCAGCUGUCCGCCCACGCAGACCACGCAGGCGUUCUCCACCGGCCUAUCGCUCCUUCCGAUGUGGGAUAGAAGAUUGUAAAGAUAUGGUGACUCCCACUCAAGCGGCACUUGCUGCAGCCAUCGUAGACCCUGCCCGCCGUAUGGGCCUUGAUCGCCGCAUAUGGGACACGGCCCUCCAGGGACUGCUUGCGUUGGUACCGAGGGUACCCGGAUGGGCAGACGUGUCUCUGGAUGGCGAUAUGCCUGGUAGCUAUUCUAAUUCAUGCAAAUAGU